Molecule: messenger RNA, 375 nt
Organism: Malus domestica (apple)
Lineage: Eukaryota; Viridiplantae; Streptophyta; Magnoliopsida; Rosales; Rosaceae
Source: RefSeq, a predicted model, not a curated record
AUGGCUUUAGCUUCAAAACCCACAGCUACUCUCCCGCGACCUUACCAUUUCAUCUCCCACCGCCUUCCCUCCAUCUUUUUGUCACCUCCAAGAAAACCCACCACCAAAAACUCACUCUUUUCUCCCUCAACAGUGAAAAGAAGGUUGCUUUGCAGCCCCUCUCAUGGUAAACAUGUCAGAGAAGAUUAUCUUGUGAAGAAGGCGUCGGCUGAGGAGGUCCAGGAACUGGUAAAAGGAGACAGAAAUGUACCCAUUAUUGUUGAUUUCUUUGCAACACGGUGCGGACCCUGUAUAUUGAUGGCUCAAGAACUUGAAAUGGCUCCUGGAGCCAGUGGAGAUGUCAACUUGCAGAAGAGGAGCACAUGGGGUCAAUAA